AUGGACAUGCCGAACGGGCAAUAUGGCUGGGUAGCACCUGGGCGCCAUGAGGUGGACAGCGAGCACCUCAGAAAGCAACGAAGUCACCAGGCCAUGAAGUUCAGUCUCUACCCUUCUCGUGCAGGCUCGAGACCUAGAACUGCCUCCAACACAUCAGGCAAUGCAUCGCCAGUCUCCCCGGUAUUUCCAACAACACCGACACCUCCACCACAACGCCCAGGCCCUCGAAUUGACCCUUUGCGGUCGAAUAGCUACACCUCAAAUUAUCAACGACCGUCAACAUCCCACCAAAUAACGUCGAAUGACGGCUCCCGGUCAUACACAUCUUCUCCCCAGCCUCAGCAGCCACUACAUGAGAGGCCAUCCGAAGCCUCUCGAUUGCGAGCUCUAAACAGUGGCUAUAGGUCCCAUUCGACCGAGGGACGACGGACGCCGGACCUAGGUGCUGGCAAUCUCGACAACUUGUCUCGACCUCGAGAGUUAAACUCCAAACACAAGAAGGACACGGGUAGACCACUCGUUCCGGGCUCAUCGACCGUACCUUCUCACACCAAUACCGAAAUACAACCACACCCCGAUCCCUCUGGUCGAGACAGGGGACUUUCUACAUCCUCAUCCCAAUCACUUGCUAGCAGUGGUCCUAUUUUCCCACUGCGGCCUUCUAUGUCAAUUCCCGACUACCAUGCCCCGGACUCGAUAUAUUCAAGGCAGAGAAACCUGAAUAAUUCAAGCUAUCGACCUGGCAAGGUGAUAAGUCGACCAGAUAGCAAUUAUUCUUCACAUUGGCGGGAGCCAAUGAUGCGAUCGGCAACAGGAGAUGGCGAGGAAGUGCGGGCCAGUUUUAGGUCAGCCCUGACGACGAAUUCUAGUUUUCUGGGCACCAGCGGGACCGAAAGGAGCAGUAUAAUGACAAAGAGUAGUUCGGCGACAUCAAUAUUUGGCAGGGAUGAGGGGAUGAGUGUUGAUGACGCUAUUGGAAUGUAUGAGAGUGGAUUCCAUGAUUCCGGAACGGAAGAUUUACCUGGGCCAAGGCGUAGAAGUAUAGAUUCAGAUCGAGGCAAGAUUUCAGAAUUUGAGGCGGCUGUAAAUCAACCCUUCAGUCAUCCCACCGACACCAUAUCUAGGGAUCCCCAUAUAGCUAGUCGAAUGGCCGCGAUUAAUACGCCCGGUCUUCAAGACAAGCCCGAGCUGAACGGCAGUUUGGACGCUCAACCAACAUCGCAUACAAAGGAGCCUCCUUACCGGCCUGCCACCAGAGCCGCACCUCCUAGGCCGGAUGGGAGCAGAGAUCGUUAUGGGUUUCGAAAAAAUACUCAACAUGUUCCGUUGGCCGAAUAUGAAGCUUGGAACGGACCCUACACCGAGCAUCUGGCUCGACGGCGUAAGAAAUGGGUGGCCCUAUUGAAAGAUAAUGGUCUAUCGACCGAUAAUCCUCAGCAGUUCCCACCCAGAUCAGUGAAAGUGAAACGCUUCGUCCGCAAGGGCAUUCCACCAGACUGGAGAGGGGCUGCUUGGUUCUACUAUGCUGGUGGUCCAGCAAUGGUAGCGAAACACCCAGCUGUGUAUCGGGAUCUGACGGAACAAGCUGCUCGAGGGGGCGUCAGCGAAACAGACAGCGAAAUUAUCGAACGCGAUCUUCACCGGACGUUUCCUGAUAAUAUAAAAUUCAAACCAGAUCCCCCCGCACAUGAGCAGUCACAACCAAACCCCGAAGCCGAGACAGCUAUCCUUCAAUCCCUCCGGCGCGUGCUUGAAGCUUUUGCUAUUUAUAACCCAAAAAUUGGAUAUUGCCAGUCACUUAACUUUCUCGCGGGACUUCUACUUCUCUUUAUGGACGAGGAAAAGUCAUUUUGGAUGCUUAAUAUCAUUACCCGUGUGUAUCUUCCAGCAACUCACGAGUUAAAUCUCGAAGGUGCUAAUGUUGAUCUUGGCGUUUUGAUGACUAGCAUCAAAGACAUGAUGCCUUCUAUCUGGGCUAAAAUUGGUGGGGAACUGGAUGGCUCUGCUGGAGACGGAAGGGUCUCCAUGCGGUUACCACCAAUCACUCUAUGCACCACAGCAUGGUUCAUGUCCUGUUUCAUUGGCACCCUACCCAUCGAGACAACUCUGCGGGUGUGGGAUUCAUUCUUCUAUGAAGGCAGCAAAACGCUUUUCCGUAUUGCUCUCACGAUCUUCAAAGUCGGCGAGGCGGAAAUCAAAGCCGUUAGUGAUCCCAUGGAGAUAUUUCAAGUCGUGCAAGGAAUUCCACGCAAAUUGGUAGAUGCAAAUGCCCUUCUGGAGGCGUGCUUUCGAAGACGAAACGGCUUUGGACACUUGAGCCAAGAAACGAUUGAGAGAGGCCGGGCAGAACGCAGGCAAGGUUACGCGGAUGAGAGGGCAAAAGCCGCGGGGCAGAUUCCCACCACUCCUAGAGGCACAGGAAUGGGAAGAAGAGGAACCCUAUUCGGACGGAAGAAACAAAGGGCUGCUGAAGGCCCUAAUAUAUAA
Venustampulla echinocandica is the source of this 2487-nucleotide messenger RNA. RefSeq names its product Ypt of gyp1p. Bases 1 to 2487 code for a protein of 828 amino acids. The record is from RefSeq and is a predicted model, not a curated record. Lineage: Eukaryota; Fungi; Ascomycota; Leotiomycetes; Helotiales; Pleuroascaceae. The transcript has a single exon.